This is a messenger RNA of Zymoseptoria tritici IPO323, 5748 nucleotides long. RefSeq lists its product as uncharacterized. The record is from RefSeq and is a predicted model, not a curated record. The coding region runs from base 1 to 5748 and encodes 1915 amino acids. The transcript has 10 exons. Lineage: Eukaryota; Fungi; Ascomycota; Dothideomycetes; Mycosphaerellales; Mycosphaerellaceae.
AUGUCUUCUCAGGAGGUCACACAAACGAGCAAGCCCAUCAUGCCCGAAUACAAGUGCGAACUCUUCCACCUUCCGCAAGAACUUCAGGACCAAAUCUUCGACGACGUGAUUGACGACGCUGAGAUCGUCUUCUGUCACCCACAAGGAAGCGCAAUGUCGAACAGCAAAGUCCUCAUCGUCUGCCAACAGUUUCACGCCAAUUACAGAAGCGCGCUUCGGCGCCGCGGCGACAAGUUCCCCAACCAUCGCAUCUCCGUCGACUUCCAGCUCUGCGGCAAGGUGUCCACCACUCCACUUCCAACCGUGAACAUCAAUCUGCCUACAUGCGCCACUGGUCUACACGUCCACGUCCAGGUCACGAAGUCUGGGGUCCUCUGCACUGGCGGAACCAGCUCAACUCUCGUCUCCGGCCUGCACGACAUCGGAGCUGAAGUCUACAUCGUUGCGCCAACCACAAUCACGAUGGCCGACACACCGCACCCCCUGUUCCGCCUUCCGGCGGAGCUCUACGACGAAGUCUUCGACAGGAUGGUCGAGAACGACGACAUCAUCUACUGCCACACGAAGCAGCGCGCCCUGUCCACUGCGAACAUCCUCCUCGCCAACAAACAGCUCUCCAAUCACUACCGGGCUGCGCUCGAGCGCCGCAAGAAGAACUUUGCUGUUCAUCGCGCGGCUGUCAAAAUCGAAGUCUUGCAUGGAAAAUGGGGCUCCAUGGUCCGGACACUCGUUGAAGGACGGAACACGGCCCCACCAAAGAAUGAAUGCAUUGAUCUCACAUUGUCAGACUGCAUAACGGCUCUCCAUCUCAACGUCAGAGUGCAUGUGCAAGGCGCCUUCAGCAACAACAUUGGCAUUGCAGCCCUCCUUGACUCCGUCGACAUCGCCGCACCACUCAAGCCCAUCAUCCACGGCGUCAACCUGGAACGUAUUCUUCUCGAGCUCGAAGUGACCGGCGGUGGAAUUCUCUACAAAGACCUGGUGACCAAACAUCUGGCGGCUCGAGCGUACUUGCAAGUUAGAGCCAGACUGAACAAGCUGGAUUGGAUGGGAGAGCAGAAGAGGGACAACAAGCUGAUUCACGGCGGAUUCAUCGCACACGAUGCCACUGGGUUCAUGGUGCAGCCAGAGGCUCUCAAUCCUUCUGAGUAUCACCGGACAGGGCUCUUCACGGCAGAUGAGCCUCCCUACAAACCUGCAAGAGCGCUUCUGGACUUCUUUCGUGCCAAGGGUCGUAUCAUCAAGGCGUUCAAGAAGGGUAUUGGAUACCAGCCUGGCGAGAAACAGUACGCCUUGCAUUACGCAACAUUUGCAGAUGCUCUGUCGCAAGGACAUGUGCGCCUCUUAUUGCCAUACUUCUUCCUCAAACCGGUUCGCAGCAAGAUCUGGGAAUGUCGAUUCAUGUGUGGUCUGCCCCGCGACCGUGUGCUGGCCUGUCUCCGAAUGCCCACACGAAUGAAGCAGGACCAGUCCGGCCGCGAAACCAUUGAAGCAAGGCGUGAAACAGAUCAGCUGCCGUCCAAAAAUACCCUGGAUUCAUCGACAUCUUGCAGUAUGGCCUCAACGCUCAACACUGCUCGUGUCACCCAGCCGACAACUGCAUCCGGUCCGCUAUUCCAUCUCCAUCAAGAACUUCGCGACAUGAUCUUCGACAUGGUCGCAGCCGAAGACGAAGCCGUCUACUGUCAUACGAAACGCACACCGAUGACGGUUUGCGGUCUGAUACUUCUUGACAGGCGUAGCAGUCGCGAGUUCAAGACCGCUCUCUAUCAACGCCGGGACCAAUUCAAGAACCAUCGCAUCACUGUCGACUACGAGUUGCCCACCGGUGACUUCCCGCAAGAGCUCCCAACCGUCGACUUCACCCUGCCUGCCUGCGCUACCGGCUUACAUCUCUCCUCGAAGAUCGACAAACAUGGCAUCUUCAGCAAAGCCGACGAUCAUAUUGAUCCCUACUACUUCGACGCUGACGAGUACUCUCACCUCCGCAUCUUCGCACGCACCAUCAAGGCGGCUUUCAACCGCCCCAAGCUCGAAAAGCUCCUUCUUGAAGUCGCGAUCUCAGACCCGAGUGUGACCGGAGAAUGGAAGAGUCGCCAUAUCUACGCUGCCAAGGAUGUGUAUCGCCAGAUCAUGAAGGACCUCGACACUAUAGUGCGGGACAAGUGCAAAACACACGUGGCUUUGAUUAUGCACGACUCCACUGGCUUCCUGGCUCGCCGCCGGGGAAAUUCCGCCGCAAAAUUGCGCCAUGGGCCAUUGUGGACUCGUGACUACCAGCUCAAGAAGCUUUGUGGAGCAAGAGUCAGAAUGCUGAGCACGAACAUUACCAAGCUAUCUUGCGGAAGGUGGGGACACGAGAAGUACGAGGCGGCCGUCACGCAAGGUACCCGCACUCGAGAGAUCAGCUACAGAAUCAUACUGAGACUGACCGUCAGCAGUAUGCCGAAGCGAAAGAAGCAAGGGCAAGCUGGCCGCGAUGCGAUCAGAAUGAAGCGCGAAAUGACGGCGGCCCUCGUCCAAUCCUCCAGUGAUGAGACCGCUCCAGUGUCGGGAGGCCUGCUCGAGGAGCCUCAUUUCAAGAAUCUUGCGGCCACUGAAACCAGCGCUCCAUCACUGGGCGUUCAACCCAAGGCCUCACCGCUGGAGACUCCGUCCAACAUCGAGAAGAGCGCUUUGGCGACAUACAACGAGCUCAAGAAAUCCGCUCCCGACGCACCACCCACCACCGACCGCAGCCUAAAGGUAAAGAAGCACACGACAGAGAACAACCACUUUCAAGCCCCGACCAAGAAGGAUGCUGCAAUAUCAGGCGGCCGGCUUCAAGAUCCUCCUCUGGACGCUCCGCCCGUCGUCAACAGCAACACUUCGUCUGCCACACUUCUCGGCGUGCCUCAAGAAUUGCGAGACACCAUCUUCGACAUGGUCGCCCUCAACGACAGCGCAGUCUUCUGCCGCAACACCGAAACCCAGACCUCGAAAUGCGGCCUCCUUCUCAGCGACAAGAAAAGCAACCGAGACUACACUGCCGCCCUGCGUCGCCGCCAUGAUCAGUUUCCAAAUCAUCGUAUGACCAUCCGCUUUAACUUGGCCGGCGCCGACUUCACCAAGGACCUACCAACCAUCGACUUUGCCCUUCCGCCCUGCGUUACUGGCUUGCACCUGUUUCUCCAAGUAGAGAAGCGUGGUCUCUUCACGGAUGAGGAGGUCUGCCUUGACCCAUACUGCGACUAUGAUCACGAAGGCGUAGAAUGCCUGUGCAAUAUCGCUGAGCCGAUCAAGGCUUCGGUAAUACGGCCAAACCUCAAGCACCUCGUGUUUGAAGUCCAAGUCAUCGACCCUGGCGUCGUGGGGACUUGGCAGAGUCGCCACAUCCGUCGGGCGCGAGAUGUGUACAAGCGAAUCUUGCAUGAUUUGGAUCUCAUACAAUGGGAAUCAAAUGACUCCGGCGACAGGGUGAUCCGCCACGGUGCGGUCAUCAUGCAUAACGGCAAAGGAGCCCUUCACCGCAUGAACGACAGCCAGGGAUCUGUGGGGGCAUACAUGUCGCCCGGCACACUGUGGACUCGCCGCACGGUGUUCAAGAAACGAGCUGUGGCCCUUUUGGACAUGUUCCACGCGACCGCCAGAGUUCAGAAAGGCGUACACGAUGGUCCACGGAUCAAGAGCGUUCAAGAACAAGAUCCAGAGUUCAGCGACUCGGACUUCAGCGAGCAUGACUUGACGCCGUGGAGCGAGGAUGAGUCCGACGCCAAGGAGGAGCAUGAAGAGACGAAGCGGUUGCGUUCUCGGUAUCGCAGCUCACACCCACUCACAGAAGUGGCGACGGCGCAGGACAUCCUUGAGUCCCGGAGAGCUCUGUGGGCAAUGGAGCAAGCCAAAGUAACGCUCACGGCGCCUAUACGGGUCAAUGUGAGAGGGAGGAUUCUGCGAUUCUCUUGUCGCCUUUCUCGCAUGGAGCGUAACGGACAGUUCAUGAACCACCGAGCCUCCGUCUGCCAUGAUCUUACGGACCUUAACGACUUUGUGAAUCUACAGAAGGUCGAGCUUAAUCUGCCUGCGUGCACCACUGGGCUCAACAUUCUGCUUCGCAUCGAGAAGGCAGGAAUCCUCAGCGAGCACCAGCGGGGCUACAAUGGACGAAGCUACCGCUUCGCUCGUACCUUGAAGGACGUCGUCGAUAACCCUAGAUUCCACCAUCUGCUGAUCGAAGUCAUCGUCGUCGAUCCGAGCACGCCGCCAGAGCAGGAAGAGUGGUCACACCAGAACAUCCGCUUCGCGCAGAAGGUUUAUCAAUCCAUCAAGGAGGAUCUGGACGAUUUGAAAUGGUGCUACAGGGAGGACACCAAUAUCCGUCACGGCGCUCUUGUGAUGUACAACGCCACCGGAUAUCUCGUGCGCCCGCUCGUGAGGUCCGAGUUCACUGGUUACCAACGGACUCUUUGGACACGGCGGAAUGUCUUCAAAAAACGUGCUUUGGAACUCUUUGACAUGUUUCACGCCACCGGGCGUAUCCAGCGGAACAUCCGCGAGGGCCCUCGGAUGAAUUCGGCCGCUGAACAACCGGAGCUGGACAUUAGCGAUUCCGAUUGGAGCGAAUGCUACGCUCUCGCGUCAGAUGACAAUGAUCAGCCGCUGGUCGUCCAGCCGUACUACCUACUGAGAGCAAGACGUUUCGGCGGCUUUCCACCACCGUCCAGCAUGCCACGAAAAGCAAAACCUGGUCAGGCUGGCCGCGAUGCCAUCAAGGCAAGGCGAGAUGCGGCGAAGGCACUUCAAACCACUCAUUCUCCACUUCAGGCUCUGGCUCAGGAACUUCGCGACAUGAUCUUCGAGUUCGUCGUGACCGACGACAAUGCUGUUUAUUGCCAUACCAAGCAGAGGUCAUUCACUCACUGUGGCCUCAUUCUUGUCGACACGGCGACCAGUCAUGAAUACAGAGCUAUACUCGACCAACGCAAGGAUCAACUCAAGAAUCAUCGCAUCACACUCUACCACAACUUAGACCCGACCACGCCGACUCCAGAAGACGAGGAGUUCGAAUACCUCGGAGAGGACCUACCCAAUGUGGAUUUGAAGCUGCCUUCCUGUGCUACUGGUCUGCAUGUCCUGCUCCGAGUCGAGAAGACUGGCGUCCUGAGCGAGUCAGGGCCCUAUCACUACGAGACCCGCCACGGCUUCCCGGACAUCAGUCAGACCUUCGACGCUGUCAUCGCAGACUCCGAAAUCGAACGCCUCCUCAUCGAAGUAGAAAUUAUCGACUCGGAGAACGUUGGAGAGUGGAACAGCCGCAAUAUUCGCCUGGCUCAUGCCGUAUACAAGCUUCUCAGAUCCGACAUGAACGGACAAGAGUGGACAUGGCAGUUUGGGAACGGUGCCGGAUCCACGAUCCAACAUGCUGCGCUGAUCAUGCAUAACGCAACUGGUUUCUUGGUCCGCCGGGACGGUGCCACUUGGUUGGUAAGAGGAACUCUUUGGACACGUCGCACAGUUUUCAAGAAGCGCGCGUCAGCAUUGCUCGGCUCGUUCAACGCUACCGAUCGUGUUCAAAAGGCGAUCAAAAACGGACCACGCAUCAGAUCUGUAGAGGAGAGGGAGGAUCCCGAGACUGACUCGGACUGGGAUGAGAAUAACGAGGUGCCGUGGAGUGAUGGCGAGAAGGAAGAACAGAAAGAGUACAUUGACACGAAGCGGAGGGUUGGACGAAUCGGCACGAGCUUCGACGACCCGGUCUAUCGUCGAUACUAG